Messenger RNA from Phlebotomus argentipes, 3000 nucleotides. It is a transcript of the gene jim, whose product is annotated as myeloid zinc finger 1. The record is from RefSeq and is a predicted model, not a curated record. Gene Ontology annotation, biological process: regulation of cytokine production; negative regulation of transcription by RNA polymerase II; regulation of immune system process. The coding region runs from base 817 to 3000 and encodes 727 amino acids. The transcript has 6 exons. Lineage: Eukaryota; Metazoa; Arthropoda; Insecta; Diptera; Psychodidae.
UGUGAAGAACAUUAUAUCCGUUCGGCAGCCGGUCUCUGGUUGCGCACGCCGCUAAAUUAAAUUUAUGAUUUGUUUUCAUUGUUGUUUGUAUCAUUGAUUAUUCUUAUUGCUAUUUCUAUUUACCCGAAGCACAUCACGGAAGAAAAAGACAGAAGGAAGCAAAAGUUGAACUUUGGCGCCAAGGAGUGAAAAUUAGCGCAAAAAACGGACACUAGGAGGCAUUGUUUCCUCUUCAGCAAAUUUUUAGACGAGUGUGAAUAUGAUAUUUUUCCAAUAAGUGACAAAGUGUGAUCGAGUUUUCGGAGAAGAAUACUUAUUGAAACUCCAUUUAGAAGUCUCGCCGCACGGCAAGUGGAUUUUUUCGGUGAAUUUGCAGAAAAAAAAGACACUUUCGGUGAAUGGAUUUUCCAAUGUGAUCGCGGUUCUUAUAUCAUUUACUGGUGAUUUGGAUUUUUUCGUUUUGGACAGUGGUUGAGCAAAACGGAUAGACUUUCAGGACAUUUUCGAAAUCAGUGACUGAAAAUUGUGACUCACAUUUGAGUUUCUCGAAAAGAUUUCUGAAGAGACACAUUUUGGUGAGGUGAAGUUUCUGAUAGAGGCCAAAAGGAAAAACUACUCAUCAGUGCCUGUGUUUGCUGUAUAAUCGAUACUUUUCACCAGAAAUUGCACUGACACUUCCCAAUUGCAUCCCAAGACUGACUUACACGUGAGGAAAAUGUGAACACCGGGCAGCGCUCAUCGUUUCCAGCCGUCUUUGCCGAUCCAGAAGACGGAGACUCUAGCCGAGAUCCAAGAGUAACAAUCAAUUAAGCAAGCAUGGCCAUCAAUUUCUCAGCAUCCUUCGCCGCCUGCCUGGCGGCGGGCCUCAAAGUGCCCCGUCAGAUAAUGUACUGCAUAUCCCAGGACACUGGAGCCCCUUAUGUCCUGUACAAAGACUCUCAGGAGGCGGCCGAGCGGGGAGCUCUGGCCGGCCAGUGGGCGCCUGACAUGUACGCCUCGAUGCAGCAACAGAGUCCUCAGCAGGCUCACAUUGCGUCCCAGCACACGCAAAAUGGGGCUCAGCUGGCAAAUGCAGCGGCGGCUCAGCAGAGCGCAGGACCGCAGAGUCCAUCUGGUGAGGACGCAGGAGCAGAUCAGACCCACGGAGCGCUCUCAAGUCCCGCCAGCAGUCCUUAUCCGCAGCAGCAAGCGACCCAGGAGAUGGAUGACGACGUGACGAUCUCGCAGGUGCCGAACAUGCAACACCAGCAAUCGUCCCAAGCUUCUGUGCAAGCGAGCGGUGGUCAGAAUCAGGCUCAGCAACCGUCGCCGGAGCAGAUCGAUUUGGGGAAUGACGGCCAGAGUCAGCAGACACAGUCGACGGGCUCGCAAAAUGGGCCGCCCUGCUUCGAGCCACCGCAGCCUGAACUCGGAGGUUACUAUGCGCCGCGACACCCGGUAACGCCUCAGGGCGCCAUGCUGGCCCCGCCUGGCUUCCCGCCGCUGCACUACCUCAACAAGCCCGGCCUGUUGCCUGGCAUGGGAGGCGCCGGUGGAAUGGACCAAGCGACAAAUGCCCUGGAGUCGUACGCAAUGCCAGAUCUCCUGCCCGGCGCCCAUCAGAUGCACCAGACCACCCAAGGCACGAGCAAGUCCAAGGGCAACGAUCUCCGCCUGUUCAAGUGUCUCACCUGCGGCAAGGACUUUAAGCAGAAGAGCACGCUUCUGCAGCACGAGCGCAUCCACACGGACUCGAGGCCGUACGGAUGUCCGGAGUGCGGGAAGCGCUUCCGCCAGCAGAGCCACUUGACGCAGCACCUGCGCAUCCACGCCAACGAGAAGCCCUACUCGUGUGCGUAUUGCCCGCGCAGCUUCCGACAGCGCGCCAUCCUCAACCAGCACCUUCGCAUCCAUUCGGACGUGUCGCCGCACUUGGUCUUCAAGAACGGUCCCAUGCCCACGCUGUGGCCGCAGGACAUGCCGUACCCGGGCCCGGAGGAGGGGCACACCAAGGAGGAGCAGGCGAGCGCCUUCGGCGAUGACGCCUCGCAGGGCGGAGAGUCCAGGGCGUGCUUCUCACCGGACGCUGCCAAUGGCACGCUCCAGUAUCCGUCGUACUUCAAGGACACCAAAGGUGUCAAUCACUCGGUGUUUGGCGCCAACAUCAGCUCCCUGCAGUACCUGAAGCAGGGCCAGAAGGGCAUGCUGCCCGAUGUGAUCCAACACGGACGGUCGGCGGGAAUGCCGCUGUACGUGCGCUGCCCAAUCUGCCAGAAGGAGUUCAAGCAGAAGAGCACUCUUCUGCAGCACGGCUGCAUCCACAUCGAGUCCCGGCCGUACCCAUGUCCCGAGUGCGGGAAGCGCUUCCGGCAGCAGAGCCACCUGACGCAGCACCUGCGGAUACACACCAAUGAGAAGCCCUACGGCUGCAUCUACUGCCCGCGAUUCUUCCGCCAGAGGACCAUUCUCAAUCAGCACAUUCGCAUCCACACCGGCGAGAAGCCCUACAAGUGCACGCAGUGCGGCAAGGACUUCCGGCAGAAAGCCAUCCUGGACCAGCACACGAGGACCCACCAGGUAGGCGAUCGUCCAUUCUGCUGCCCGAUGCCAAAUUGCCGUCGUCGCUUCGCCACGGAGCCCGAAGUGAAGAAGCACAUCGACAACCACAUGAAUCCGCACUCGUCGAAGUCGCGGCGCGGCCUGAGCGCCAUGGCGGCCGCGGCCGCAGCCGCGGCGGCCGAGACUAAGGCCACACCCUUCCUCACCAUGGACAAGCAGGCCAACCUCAUCCCACGCAUGACGCCAGUGGUGAAGCACGAGCUGUACUUCCCGCAGUGCUACGCGCCGCCCUUCAACCAGGCCUUCGGCGGCCAGCAGGCGCACGCCGGCUCCGUGGCCACGUCCGUGGCCGCAGUUGUGAGUGCAGCGGCCGCCAAUGCGGCCACACCCGCCGCCACGCCGAACGGUGCAGCGACACCCGUUCCGGCGGCGAACGGCGCCGCGACCGCCGUGGCCCAGUGA